UGUACGGUGCAAUUAAGGUUUUGGAGGCGGGCAGUGAAGAUGGCGGGCCCGGGUCUGGUGGCCGGCGAAGUAGGUGCUCUUCCGUAUUUCGAUCAAGGCUAUGAGGCGCCGGGCGUGCGGGAGGCGGCCGCGGCGCUGGUGGAGGAGGAGACGCGGCGUUAUCGGCCCACCAAGAACUACUUGAGUUACCUGUCUGCGCCAGACUACAGCGCGUUUGAGACUGAAAUAAUGCGAAAUGAGUUUGAACGCCUAGCAGCCCGACAGCCCUUGGAGCUGCUGAGCAUGAAAAGGUAUGAACUGCCUGCUCCCUCCUCUGGGCAGAAGAAUGAUAUCACAGCAUGGCAGGAAUGUGUUAAUAACUCAAUGGCUCAGCUGGAGCAUCAGGCAGUUCGAAUUGAGAACUUGGAAUUGAUGUCUCAGUAUGGCUGCAAUGCCUGGAAAGUGUAUAAUGAACAUCUAGUUCACAUGAUUGAACAGGCACAAAAGGAGCUGCAGAGUUUGAGAAAACACAUUCAGGACCUGAACUGGCAGCGGAAGAAUAUGCAACUCACUGCCGGUGCUAAACUUAGGGAGAUGGAAUCUACGUGGGUGUCUCUGGUCAGUAAAAAUUAUGAGAUUGAACGAACCAUUGUACAGCUGGAAAAUGAAAUCUCUCAAAUUAAGCAACAACAUGGAGAAGCAAACAAAGAAAAUAUUCAACAGGACUUCUGAGACUUUUCUUGGCCUUCUGUUACCAGCAUGGAAAAUUUGCUUGAAAUAAACACGUGAUAUAGAUACUAAUUUCUGUGUCCAUAGUGAUAGGUAAAUGCUCUGUGUUAGCUGUUCCUUGGGCUUUACAAAACUGACUACAGGAAGCAGAAUUAUUCCCUGGAAGACUUAAAACUAGACUCAUAGCCUCCAUUUUCUGGCAUGAACAAGCUGUCUUUUUGGAACAGACAUUAAUUGUUGGAUUUUUUAAAAAUAUCUGAAAAUAAACAUUUUGCAACUUCAGCUUCUGGUAAGAACAAAGUAUUACUACUAAUUAAAGUAAUUAUGACAUUGUAUCUACUGCCAACUUAAUUGAUGGAAGGGAAUGCAAGCCUUGAAGUGUUACAAGGCUCACAUCAGAAUCAGAUUUAAAAAGGGAAGAUGUGGUAAUGGCUUUUAGUCAGGAUGGUAAACGUAAUUGUAAUUUAUGAUCUUCACAAAUAUGCAGAUCACUCAAGCAAAUAUUUGUCAUCGUGGGUUUCUGGAUAGCUGUGUGAAAUAAGAGCCAACUGAAAAUACUUUAGUGAUUCUUCAUACAUUCUUAUGCAUUUAUGAAGAGGCCUUGCUUUGAUUUCUGGAAUCCAGGAUAUUUACUAACCUGAGUGCCUAUUUUCAUGAUCCCUUUCAUACGGUAGCUGCUUCAUGUCCUCCUAGCAAGCAGCUGUAAGCAGAAUUUGUCUUAUUGGGAGUUGAUGGGUGUCAGGUUUUGCUCUUUUCUGAGACUGUAUAUGUUGCACCUGUAAAGGUGCCUCUCUGUAGUGUUCUGGGUGAUGUGUAUUAUGCUGCCUUCUUGCCUUCCUUAGUGUUUCCUCCUUAAUUUCACUGCCACCCAAAGGCUCUUGACUUAGAAUUCUUAGUUGGACCCAAAGAACAGGACGGCUUAACCAUAUUUGAUAGAAUGACAGAAUGGUCAGCACAUGGUAGUGGCUCUGAGAUAAAAGGUGAUCCUUUACUCUAAAUAAAGCAGUUUUAUCUUAAACAUAGUUUAUUUAGUAGUCUAACAGUGUAAUGGUUUCAGAUAGGUACAGUUCUUCGCUAACGUUCAUUAAAUUUCCCUUGCCUCUUAGGUGAAUAACUUCCAGAAUUAACACAGAUUUCUUUCACAGCACCUCAUUAUUCACCCACUCAACUCCCCCUGCCACUCUCUCUACAAACAAGUCAACUUUGCCCUCUAGUGUACUUUGCCCUCUUAACACUUCAAUCACCCACCCAGCCCCCCUCUCUUUGUCACUCUAGAGGCCUACAUUUUAACCAACAGCAACAGACAUAUAAAACCCCACAUUAAAUCACAGAAAUAAAACACAAAAUUUUUACAUAACAAAACACGACAAUGGGCUUGUGGAACUAUGUGUUGAUUUGUAGCAUGACCCUGUAGUGGUGGGCAUUCAUAGUGCUGUGCUUUAGAUCAAUUUAUGUGCUUCAGGUGGUUUAGAAUUAGAACUUUUUGGCCUUUUACCCUGGGAAUUAUAAUAGAAUGCGAGUAUUGAGAAUAUCACAAACCGAAAGAUCACUGGAAACCAAUAUAAAACAGUGGUGGAAUUCUUAAAUGCCAAACUAUCAACUCGCUGUGCCAAAUGCACAGUCUUACCAAUGAACGAAUAUAUUACAUGAAAACAGAACUGUCCCUGUGAAGGCUAUAUUACCUACCUACUGCACUGGGCCAAGGUACAGAAAAGGGAGUUCAUGUAUCAAUAAAUAAGAUGUUUGCUCACAUUACUAUGUAAUAAGCUUAUUCUCCCAUUUCAAGAAUGGCUUGAUAAAAGCAAGACUUGUCACAUUCUUCGUUGCUGCUUUGUGGAACAUAAGUCUUCUCAUGGAGCCAGUAGGAUCUACUUAAAUGAUUCAACUCUCAUUAAUUCGGUCUUUAAGUCCUUGCUGGCAGCAGGUGUAUUGGCAACAAUGGGCUGGGAAUGGAUUGAUAAGUAAAGUUGGUAUAAAGGAGAGUCAACUGACUGAGUAGGUUUAGGCACGGCUUUGCCUAAACUUGAAGGGACUAAAAGAUCAAAAGGGCAUCAGUUCCAAAUAAUAGAAAAUACUCUAAAUGGGAGCAGAAUUGUAAAAGACCUAGAAGUGGAGGUGUGUGGGGGGUGAGUAAGUAAGUAAAUUUAUUACAGUCAUUGACUAGUACACAG
Molecule: messenger RNA, 2879 nt
Organism: Gekko japonicus
Lineage: Eukaryota; Metazoa; Chordata; Lepidosauria; Squamata; Gekkonidae
Gene: BCAS2
Product: breast carcinoma amplified sequence 2
Biological process (GO): mRNA processing
Cellular component (GO): catalytic step 2 spliceosome; precatalytic spliceosome; Prp19 complex
Source: RefSeq, a predicted model, not a curated record